AUGAGCUCUAAUAGUACCAUCGGGACGGACACCAUUGAUCAGUCAGGUACGUCAUCACUGUCCAUCAGUGGCCAGACCAGCAGUCUAAUUUCCCCAUCGACCUAUGUCUCAUCCACGCCUUCUUCGACUUUGACACCCCAGCAAGGAAGUCUAACAUCAUUGCCACCGGUAUCCAGUACUUCUGUCUCUACAUUCCGCACCUCAAAUACGGUUUCUGAUGAAAGCUUGUAUUCGUCUUUUUCCGUAUCUUCAACGUACACUUUGAUAUCAUCUUCUAUUAGUGGUCAAUCUAGCGGGCAACAGAUGGAAAGUUCACAGUAUGGACCAACCACCACUUCGUUCUCUGUCAUCACGCCAUCCUUAUCGAUUCUUUCGUCAUCUUUAUCACCAUCAUCUUCAUUAUAUUCUGCCUCCGCAAAAUCAUCGCUUGAUAGCGUUUCUACGUCUUUCUCCACGUCAACACCUUCUGCAAUAUCUCCCAGUUUCACUUCUCUAUCUUCUGCGUACACAGGUUCCUCGGAAUUUACCAGUACCCCGCAAACCACAUCAACGGAGUCUUCGGCAAUAUUUACAUCUUCGCCAACAUCCAAUGAAGACAUUACAUCUUCAUAUUCCGAUCGGAUUACAUCCACAUUGAUGUACUCUUCCCUGUUUUCAUCAGCUACUAAUUCCUCCACUAAAAGCGAAUCCUCAGAGUCGAAUUCAAAGGCCCCAUCAUCGACGGUCUCGGACACUUUUCAGAGUACCACAUCAGUCACACAUAUGCCAAAGCUAGUUUCGAGUCAUACUACUAGUUCGACUUCUACUUCAAGCCGUCUUUCAUCUUCAUCAGAUGCUUCCACAAGUGCAUUUGAGAACUCUUCUUUGAGCGAUAACACAUAUUCUUCCAAACAAACAACCUAUACUUCUAGUAGUAGCGUGCCAAUGACAACUCCUCCACCUACCACCACUACGACUUCUACAACUUCACCGACAUCAUCCAGUCAAACGUAUAGCAUAGGGGUCGUAUCAAGCUCAGAAGACUCACAAACCAUCUAUUAUUUUUAUACCCAAGCAUACGAUAUUACUGGCUCUUCUACAACAUUUGCAACAGGGUUGCCUACUACGGUUGCUCUUGCCAAAAGUGCAGUAAGCUCAUUUUCUGUUCCAUCUUCAACCAUUACUGCAGAUAUGUCUUUCUACCAGCACUGGCUGAACGGUGGUUUAGACGACAAUCAAAAUCAAGGGACAUCAAAGUCAAAUACUGGUACUAUUGUAGGAAGUAUAGUGGGCAGUAUUGGUGGUAUUCUUGUAUGCGCGGUGAUAGUUUGGUUUUUGUUGUUCAGAAAAAGAAAAGGCAAGAGAGAGUUAAAGGAAAACAGUUCUUUCUGUCAUGAAAUAGGGCGCAGAACGGGAUUUCCCACGACUGCUCAAGCAAGGGAGACAUCAGUUCAUGCCCAGGACUCUGGUGCUCAACAAACAAAUAUGGACAGUAAUUCUACCAAUAACCCAUUUAGCAAUGAAUUCAACUUUAAGGCCAGGUGUGCUACUGCAGUACCACCAUCAAGAAAUGGUGUCACCCUCGACAACCCUUCCCAAACCAUUCGCAAUGAUUCAAUGAACUCAAACAACAGGUUUUCGUAUGUCUCUUCAUUUACGUAUUCAUCUCUCGGUUCAUCUACUCAGGGCGGUUUUUCUGCUUUAUCUUCAAAUUCGAUAAAUCUCGGGCCUGGCUUAAAUAACAAUGUCUCGAAUGAUGAAAGAGCUUCUGCUCGAGAUACUUCACAAGGGUUUUUAAGAGAAAUAAUAUGA
Molecule: messenger RNA, 1791 nt
Organism: Saccharomyces eubayanus
Lineage: Eukaryota; Fungi; Ascomycota; Saccharomycetes; Saccharomycetales; Saccharomycetaceae
Gene: TDA7
Product: Tda7p
Exons: 1
Coding region: 1-1791 (596 amino acids)
Source: RefSeq, a predicted model, not a curated record